Molecule: messenger RNA, 1301 nt
Organism: Tinamus guttatus (white-throated tinamou)
Lineage: Eukaryota; Metazoa; Chordata; Aves; Tinamiformes; Tinamidae
Source: RefSeq, a predicted model, not a curated record
AUUGCAGAUGGCCAAAGAGAACUAAUCGAGUCCUACAGUGUAAAAAAGAGACACUUCAUUGGAAACACUAGCAUGGAUGCUUGCUUGUCUUUCAUUAUGGCAAACCAUGCAAGAGUAAAACCCAACGAUGUCGUAUUUGAUCCGUUUGUUGGAACAGGUGGCCUGCUCAUAGCCUCAGCACACUUUGGAGCGUAUGUGUAUGGUACUGAUAUAGACUACAACACAAUCCAUGGGUUAGGGAAGGCUAGCAGAAAGAACCAGAAAUGGAGGGGGCCCGAUGAAAAUAUCCGAGCUAAUCUUCGGCAGUAUGGUCUAGAGAAAUACUACCUUGAUGUCCUGGUUUCUGAUUCUUCAAAACCCGUAUGGCGAAAGGGGAUGCUGUUUGACGCCAUCAUUACAGAUCCACCGUAUGGAAUCCGAGAAGCUACUCGCAGGACAGGUUCACAAAAGGAAACAGUUAAGUCAAGUGAAAGAAGCACAGAAAAUCACAUCUUCAUUUCGUCCAGCUAUCAUCUGAGUGACAUCUUUUUUGACCUAUUGAAAUUUGCAGCAGAAUAUCUGGUGAUGGGAGGAAGAUUAGUUUACUGGCUGCCAAUAUACAGGCCUGAAUAUACGGAAGAGAUCAUUCCCCAGCACCCAUGUCUGAAACUUAUUAGUAACUGUGAGCAGAUGCUUUCCAGCCACACAUCAAGGCGCCUGAUAACUAUGGAAAAGGUGAAAGAAUUCAAGGAUCAAGAUCACAAUUCUUACUCGUUGGAUGGUCAAUAUAUGCCGUACAAGGGACACAAUUCUUUUCGUGAGAAGUAUUUCAGUGGUGUGACAAAAAGGAUUGCCAAGGAAGAAAAAGACAACCAGAAGUAAAAUAUAAUAUAAACAGAUUAAAAAUGAGGAAAGAAUGAAGAUCAUGUUUCUUUUGUAAGGACAUCUGGAUGUGCACAUUCAUCUGGAUGCUUCAGAAAAUAAAUACUGCUCUUGAUUUUUAAAACAAGAUGAAACCCACAACACAGGUUGAGAGCAGUUUUUUUAAUUAGCUUUGUUUAUAGCAGAUUUUAUUGUACAAGUUUUUUGAGCCUUAUUUAAUUUAUAUUUGUACUUUCAAGUACUAAUGAUGAUUGACAAAAACCAUUAUUAUUGUUCUUUCACCAUUAACAUUUACAAAAAAGUAGUAGUAUUAUUUGGCUUCUUAAACUGUGGACAUCUGGCUGUUUUAGAAACACGUGAUGGUGAUCAAGGAUUGCUUAUUAAGAAGACCGUUUUCUUUUGUAAAUGCUGUACAAUAAAAACAGCUAAGCUUGUUGUGA